This is a messenger RNA of Penicillium chermesinum, 264 nucleotides long. RefSeq lists its product as uncharacterized. The transcript has a single exon. The record is from RefSeq and is a predicted model, not a curated record. Bases 1 to 264 code for a protein of 87 amino acids. NCBI's taxonomy places the organism in Eukaryota, Fungi, Ascomycota, Eurotiomycetes, Eurotiales, Aspergillaceae.
AUGCUGCGGGGUAAUACAGGCCAUACCGCGAAUGUCAGGUGGUUCUUAUAUGUUGCAGGCGGCUCUGCUGCGCUGUUGGAUGACGCAUACUUAGGCCACCACUCGGACCCAACACAUCCGCCCAGCGUCGUUGCCUGGUCAGUCAAGGCCACGCCAUCUGGUUCCGUCUUGAUAUGCUCCACGUUUUUCGUCCAUGAUAAACCAAGGAGCAAGGAUGUGUUGCAUGGAGUAUGCGGUACAAACCUGCGUAAACAACGGUGGUAG